Messenger RNA from Saimiri boliviensis boliviensis (Bolivian squirrel monkey), 600 nucleotides. NCBI's taxonomy places the organism in Eukaryota, Metazoa, Chordata, Mammalia, Primates, Cebidae. The record is from RefSeq and is a predicted model, not a curated record.
AUGUAUAAUAAGAAACAGAAAUCGCUGUGCAUUACAUUGUCAUUUGAUAUGAUGAACUGUAGCUUGCCGACAGUGUUGCAUGUUGUUUUUAUUAUACUAGCAUUACAGGCUGAAGAAAAUCUUGGUGUGGUGAUGAUCUUUACUCUAGUGACAGCUGUACCAGAAAAAUUAAAUGAAAUAGUGGAUCAGAUAAAAACUAGAAGAGAAGAAGAAAAGAAACAAAAAGAAAAAGAAGCAAAAGAAGCUGAAAAGCAAUUAUUCCAUGACACUUCAGUUACAAUUGAUAAUUUCUUAAAUUGGAAGGCGAAAUUUGAUGCAGAACUCUUGGAAAUUAAAAAGAAAAGGAUGAAAGAAGGAGAACAAGCAGGAAAAAAUAAAUUAAGUGGGAAACAACUAUUUGAAACAGAUCAUAAUCUAGACACAUCUGAUAUCCAGUUCUUGGAGGAUGCCGGAAACAAUGUGGAGGUAGAUGAGUCUUUGUUCCAAGAAAUGGACGACUUGGAGCUAGAGGAUGAUGAAGAUGAUCCAGACGACAAUCCUGCUGACCCAGAGAGCGACGGAGCUGAUGAACAGACUGUCCCCGCCUGCAGAGAGGCUUGA